Molecule: messenger RNA, 1725 nt
Organism: Hydractinia symbiolongicarpus
Lineage: Eukaryota; Metazoa; Cnidaria; Hydrozoa; Anthoathecata; Hydractiniidae
Exons: 3
Coding region: 431-1717 (428 amino acids)
Biological process (GO): protein ubiquitination
Molecular function (GO): ubiquitin protein ligase activity
Source: RefSeq, a predicted model, not a curated record
CGGAUGUUUUUAAAAUCUGUUUAAAAUCUGUUAAUAUCAGUCCAAUCAUAUUUAUUAUAAUGAAACCAUCUAACCCUAGUGAUACAGCAGAAGAACAAGUUUCUUUUCUAAGGAUAUAUAUCUGGUCUGUAUUAUACCACCUAGUUAAGGCAUGCUAAAGGUGGAUGUCACAAAUAUCUGUUGCUAAUUAUUUUACUAAAUUGGUUAUCAUUUUACUAACUAAAUUGGUCCUAAUUCAUUGCAUAUGUUGGAUGAGCAAACAAAGCCAAGUAUGCAAACAUUUCUUGUUACCAAAUACAGACUGCGAAAACUUCUUUUGAGGCACUACAGACCUGGUCAGGAUACCAAUGUAUUUUACACAUAAAAAGUGGAUUCCUAUGCAAAAUAUUUACACUUCCCGCACAUUUUGUGACUGUAAACUGAUACGAGCAUGCACAGUUAUUAUUCAAACAGGUGGUUGAAUAACUCUACAUUUUUCAUUCAUUUUCUAAAAAGUAGAAACAGAUUCAACUGGUGUUAUCAUCAAAAUUAUGAAAAUCAGAACUUACACUAUUGUUACAUGGCUUGUGAAAGAGCCAAAAAAAGAAAAGCAGAUUGUAGAGUAGAAAGGUGCAAUUUGAGAGACCAUAGUCAAAGAAAAAACACUAUUAUGCACAUUACUUGUCCUGUAUGUACUAUUUCUGUUAGAGGAGAUAAGGCAUUAAAAUCACAUUAUUUGAUGGAAAUAAAACGUAUGCGAAAGCCAUUCGAAAACAUGGAGUCAAAAAGAAAGUUUUACAGAAUGAAAUUACGAAGUUCUAAUGCUGAACAAGAAGAAGAAUCUUCCCAUUCUAAUGAAAUUACAGACCUUGAAACCCGUGUUACAGAUUUAAAGGAUAUCAAAAAACGAAAAUUCAAUAGAUAUGCCAAUAUGUUUCUCCUUUCGAAGCAAAAUAAUCAUAAUAAACCAUCUUCGAGUUCUUCUCAAACAGACGAAUCAGCUCAGUAUAAUUUGAUUUCAUGUUCAGUUUGUAAUGAAUUUCUAGAAUUGUCUAAUGAAAAGACAACUAAACAUUUAGCUAAAUGUUUUGCAAAGAGAGAUUAUGAGUAUAAUUUGUACAGCAGCAGUGAUGAAGAGGAGGAGGAAACUGUGGAGGAGUUUUCUUGGGCUGGUCAAACUUGGAUACGUACGUCAUCUCUUGUUGAUUCAGAUCUUUUGCGUCGAGAGGGACGGUUGAUGCGCAUGGAAAUGGAAGAUGGAGAUGAAGAGUUGGAUGUUGACGGUGGUGAUUGGUUUGGUGAACAGCAGUUUGCUGAAACUGACGUGAUACCGUGCACAUCGAAUUCUGCUGGCAAAAAAACACGUGUCUUGCGUGCACCGGUUACGGAGGGACCCAGUUGUGGUAAUCAAUAUUCCAACUCAACUAGCCAUUCGAACGACGCGUUGCAACAGGCUAGUGAGGAAAGUAUCAAAAUGCUGGAAGAAAAAAGCGCAGGGGAUAGUAAAAAAUUUAUCGAUUCACUAAAGCAUAAAAUCAUCCAGAUGGAAGAGCGACUUGAUAUUGAGGUUUCAAAGUGUUCAAUCUGCAUGAAUCCAUAUACUGAUCCUGUGGUUUCGACCGGUUGCUGGCAUGUUUGUUGCAGUGAAUGCUGGAUGCGAACUCUCGGUGCAAAAAAAUUAUGUCCGAAGUGUAAUAAUAUUGUAGCUCCUUCUCAAUUAAGAAAAAUAUAUUUAUAAGUUUAGAA